Molecule: messenger RNA, 2133 nt
Organism: Condylostylus longicornis
Lineage: Eukaryota; Metazoa; Arthropoda; Insecta; Diptera; Dolichopodidae
Product: cell division cycle 7-related protein kinase-like
Exons: 2
Coding region: 324-2063 (579 amino acids)
Biological process (GO): protein phosphorylation; mitotic DNA damage checkpoint signaling
Cellular component (GO): nucleus
Molecular function (GO): protein serine/threonine kinase activity; ATP binding
Source: RefSeq, a predicted model, not a curated record
UGAAGGUUAUAUUUAAAUUACAAAAAUUCUAAAUUAAAAGUGUUUUUUUUUUUUAUAAAAUAAAUUAGUUGAAAUUAAAAGAAAAAAUUGCAAGUAGAAAUAAAUUUAUAGUUUUUAAACUUAUUUAAAUUGGAAGAAUCGAGAAGAUAAAAGAAAUAAACUGAGCACUUGAUUGUCUAUCUGUGCAAAAGACUGUUAACAUUCGUACAAUUCAAUUUGAUAUAUUUAAACCAAAAUAAUAUAGGAAAAUUUUAAUAAAUUAAAAGAAAAAUUAAUCGUUGUUAAUUAUCACAUCUUGCUGUCUUAAAUUAAAAGGAUAAAAGAUGGAAAUAACUGAAAAUACAAAAAAUUCUAGUCUAACAGAGCAAUCGCAUUGCCAACAAAACAAGUCUAACAUAAACAAUUGUGAUAUAAAAAUGGUAGCUGAUGAUAAUCCACAUCAAGAUGUUAAUGUUAAAAUUGUAAAGAAUCGAGAUGAAGAGAAAAUUAAAAAUUUAAAAGAAACUAUACCUGACAUUAAUAAUAUAUUUAAAAUACAUAGGAGAAUUGGUAGUGGUACAUUCAGUACAGUAUUUUUAGCUAGUCUAAGAAAAAAAUAUAAUGAUGAAAUUGAAGAUAAAGAUGAAUUAAGUGAUAAUAAAAAACGUAAAUAUUAUGCUAUAAAACAUAUUGUUCCAACAAGUUCACCUCAAAGAAUUAUUAAAGAAUUAAAAUGUUUAAUUGAUAUUGGUGGUGUUGAUAAUGUUAUUGGAGUUAGUUUAUGUUUAAGACGUAAUGAAAAUGUAGCAUUUGUUAUGCCAUAUAUUGAACAUACUAAUUUUCAAUCAUAUUAUAAAAAAAUGUGUGUAUCUGAAGUGCAAUUAUAUAUGAAAAAUUUAUUAAUAGCUUUGAAAAGAGUACAUAAAUUUAAUAUUAUUCAUCGUGAUGUAAAACCAUAUAAUUUUUUAUAUAAUCGUAAGAAGAAAGAAUUUUUAUUAAUUGAUUUUGGUUUAGCACAAAAUGUUAUAAGUAGAGCUGAUAGAGAGGCUAGUUUAUUAAAACGUAAAAUCACUGAUGAUGGAAAUUUAAUUAAUGGUACUUUAAAUAAUAAUGUUGACAAUAGUAAUUGUAAUAAUAAUAAAAAAAUAUGUCUUGAUAACCAACAAAAAUCACCAGAAAAAAUGCCAUUAAAACAAUUAAAUGGUCUAACAACAUUAACAUCAACUAAUGUAAUUAAUCAAAUUGGAAAUGCUGGAAGUUUAUUAACAUCUAGUGAACAGACAAAUAAAAAUAUAAAAACAAAUGAAUCUUCAAAUAAAUCAAAUAUUCAAUUUGAUAGAAGCCCUACAGGCACUCUUCAAUAUCCAAAUAAAAAAGAUAAUUUGUAUUUAAAAUCAACAACUAUAAAUGAUCACAAACAGCAACAAGUAAGUAGUCCAAGUUCAUCAAAUAAUCAACAAUCACAAAAAAGUUGUCAUUGUUUUGGUAAACCACAAGUUUGUAAAGUUUGUUUACUUCGAAAAGAAAUACCAGCAUCAAGAGCUGGUACACCCGGUUACCGACCACCAGAAGUACUUUUGAAAUACACUGAACAAACAACAGCUGUUGAUAUAUGGGCAGUUGGUGUUAUUUUUAUAUCAAUAUUAUCUGGUGUUUAUCCUUUUUUUAAAGCUCCUGAUGAUUUUGUGGCAUUAGCUGAAGUUGUUAUGUUAUUUGGUGAUGAAGCAAUUCGUAAAACAGCAUUUACAUUAGGUCGUCAAAUUACGAUGAGCCGUAAAUGUAAACCAUUAAAUUUACGAAGAUUAUGUGUAAGAUUAAGAAAUCGAAAUAAAAUUGAUCAUAAUUUAAUACAAGAGAAAUAUAAAAAACUUGGUAAAACUUAUGAGGAAUGUUCAAACUGCCAACAAAUAUCAUAUGAUUGUUUAUGUGAAAAAACUAAAUAUAAAUUAGAAGAUAUUGGUGAAGAUAUAUUUCCAGAUAGUGCAUAUGAUUUUUUAAGUAAAUUAUUAGAAAUAAAUCCACAUAAAAGAAUAACUGCCGCAAAAGCUUUAAAUCAUCCAUUUUUAAGAGAGAAAUUUGACUAAAAUAUUAAAAAAAAAUACAAUGUUUUUUUUUUCUUUUGUAAUUUUCUUACAUUUUAAGUAGUUAUUUAAA